AGCAACAGGUUUAAAUCCUGUCUGUGUACGGCUCUGCAAAGCUUGUUGAUAACGAGGGGCCUGAAACACUGACUCUGAGCCAUUUUUAUUUCAUGCAUUGUUCCUAAAUUUCUGGAGCAAUGAUAUUUCGGACAGUAGUAACACAUGCUAAGAAGCACCCUGGUCUCAUCCCACAGUUCUUCUUCAUCUGUUUGGGAAUGGGCGGGGCAUGUCUGUAUCUGAUCCGGUUGGCCAAAGGACCCCAUGUCAUCUGGAACAAGACCAACAACCCUGAGCCUUGGAAUAAACUUGACCCCACAUACCAGUACAAGUUUGUGGCCAUCAACACUGACUAUGAAAACCUGAAGAAGGAAGGACCUGAGUACUGAAUGUCUCUGGCCUUGUCUUGUAAACCAGAGUGGAAAAGUAACAGCAAAUCCCGAUCUAGGGUCAGAUUCACUCCCCCUCCCCCCCUUUAUGUCCUCACUGAACGUGGAAGGUGAAAUGGAUCCAAGAUCUGUAACCCUUUAGUGUCUCUAUACCUGUGUGAUGUUUGCAAAGCAGCCUGUGAUCUGGUAAAUGUGACCGGGAUUGUCAAAUAUGUACAUUUCCACUGCACCAGACAAGUGGUAUUGCAUUUCUAAGCCUAUUGAAUGCAAAUAAUGUGACACUAUACAUUACAGAAAACAAUUUUGUUAACCAUGCUGCUGCGUUUUAGAAGUUUCAGUACAUUAUUUUAAAUGUUUCAGACAUUAAUUGGUUUCUGUUCACCUCUGUAAGAUGUGAAUUUAACAGACAAUUAACAAUUGACAGACUCCUAAAAUCUGCUGUGUUAUGCAAAUAACAGGAGUCUCCUAAUUGUUUGGAGACUGCACAGAAAUAAGUGGAGACAAGUAGCUGCCUGGAGCUGAGAGGGAAAAUACAUCAAACAAUUUAAAACUGCAAUGCAUGCAUCUAAAAAUGGUCAUCAUAAUUGUAGUUAAAGGAGCAGCAUGUGGGAUUUAGCGGCAUCUGUUGGUGAGGAUUGCAAAUUGCAACCAGUUGAAGCUUCUCUUAAACACAAAUACUCAGUGUUUGUUUGUUUUGUCUGUCCUGGGCUACUGUAGUGGCAUGGAGGAACAUGCAACAUGGCACACUCCGUGGACAAAGACCCGCUCCUAUUGUAGCUAUAAAGAGCUUGUUCUAAUGUUGUGUUCAUACCCAGCGUGAAUAAAGCAAUCAGCACGAGUGAAUUACAUGUAAAGUCAAUGUAAAGACGUGAUUAUACGCGAAUUCCCACCGAGCAGCAUGAUUGACACAUGAUGGACACUAUGGGAAUGACACAAAAUACAAGAAUUAAGCAGCGCAAAUAAAGCAAAUAGCGCGAUUGUCACAUGCUUAUUUCCGAAGGUUGAAAAAUCAGAACUUCAGCAACCCAUUAGUGCUUCAGGGACGUAUGACGCCAAGGAUUUACCAGCGGAAGUUCAUUCAUCAAUUCAGCGAUUUCAUGAGUGCUUGACGCGAGUUAUUCGCAUGAAUGAAGCAAGUCAACACAAAAUACUCUAGCGUGCAAACUUGUGCGAGUAACAGGACGCAAAAAUUCUAAAAUUACUUGGUGUGAACACAACAUAAAGCAGGGAAACCACAUAUCAUAUUAUAUUCCAUUUCUGCCAGUAUGUCCCCCUAAAUCCUACGCAUUGGUCCUUUAAGGAGCUAAAACCUACAAACACCCUCUACUGAGGGUUGUUGUCUUCUUCUGCAGAUUAAAAUGUAUGUUUUCCCAUAUGUUCUGCAAGUCUGAAGCUUUAAGUAAGCUAACUUUCGAUAAAAUCUAAUUGGCCUGCUGCAGUGCAUGAUGGUCAAAUUAAUGUGACCUGACUGCAUGUGUUUCUUCAUAACUGGCACAUGUUGUUGGUUUAGCAGCCACUAACUUCAGCAAUGACUGUGUAAGUUAUGAUAUAAAAAUGAGGCGAUGUAUAAACUGGGCUGAAUUAUUUCAAUAAACAACAAAC
Messenger RNA from Epinephelus fuscoguttatus (brown-marbled grouper), 1970 nucleotides. RefSeq names its product NDUFA4 mitochondrial complex associated like 2a (gene ndufa4l2a). The record is from RefSeq and is a predicted model, not a curated record. The transcript is spliced from 4 exons. Lineage: Eukaryota; Metazoa; Chordata; Actinopteri; Perciformes; Serranidae. Bases 120 to 368 code for a protein of 82 amino acids.